AUGAGGCUCAGGAUUCAAGGAAUCGAUGCACUUGAGGUGCUAGACAACACCAAGGAUCUUCUGCUGAAAUUUCUUCAGCAACCUGAUUCAUUGUCACACAAAGCAUAUGCUGAUCUAGGUGCCCCUCCCCAGUCCCAUUGUGUCAUAUUCAACUUGACAUUAUCUCAUGCUGGAAUUGUGAGCAGAUAUGCGGGGGAUGAGAGUUCAAGUAACAUGUCUGGAAGUGAGUCUGCAAAUGAACACAAACAUUUCUUCAAUCUGAAUCUCCAAAUUCAGAUUAUCAGCUCCUCCUUUGUUGUUAAAGGGCAUUCAUCUGCUGUUGACUUGGAUGUUUUAAGUUCAAAGGAACCAUCUGAUGCACCAUCCAAAGAAGUCCCUUUGCAUCACCCUAUAUCUGGAGUAGAUUCUCCAGCAAGCUCUAGGGAGGCUGAUCAGCCCAGUCCGGUUUCAAUUCUAGAAGCUCCUUUUGCAGAUGAUUUGUCAUGCGGUUCUGAAUACUUUGGGGGUGUCAGUGCCGAUCUCCAUGGGCUUCGGAUGCAACUUCAACUACUCAAGUUGGAGUCAGACGGAUAUGACGAGGGACCUAUGCUUGUUUCAAGCGAUGAAGAUGCAGAGGAAAGACUUGUUCAGAUUAUGGAUGAGAAGAGCAUAAUAAAAGCUGAAGAGAAUUGGGAGUCUUCUUAUGUAGCUGAUGUCUUACUCGAGUCCGGAUUAAACAAUGUCAACUCCAACACAUUCAUUGCAGCAUGUCACUCUCCAGAAUGCCCUGUGAGUCCAUCAGUAUUUGAAGAACUUGAAAAAAAGUACGGCAGUCUAACCUGUUGGACUAAGUCAGAAAGGAAGCUAAUGUUCGACUGCAUAAAUGCAAAACUCAUGGAAGUUCAUCAGCAAUGUACAGAUCCACGCUCAUGGAUGAAGCCUAAAUGGAAGAAAACUGAGCUCCAGGAAAGGCUGCACAAGUUGGUGUUGAACCAACAUAAGAAAGUUAACAAGGAUGCCGGGGAGAAUGUGCUGGCAAGAGAAUCGCAGUGGCUGAAUAUUGGUGAGGAUAUUGAUGUAAUCGGUAGGGAAAUUGAGAAGGUGUUGAUAGAUGAACUAGUAGGAGAGGUAGUAACCAUGUAAACAUAUGCCUGUUUUUGUUCUAGGAAGUUACAUAUACACAAAUGAAGUGAUGGAACUAUCAUUUCUUGGAAUAUGAAUAAAAUGGUUCGAUAUCUUUACACCAUAAA
Messenger RNA from Pistacia vera, 1229 nucleotides. RefSeq lists its product as uncharacterized. NCBI's taxonomy places the organism in Eukaryota, Viridiplantae, Streptophyta, Magnoliopsida, Sapindales, Anacardiaceae. The transcript has 5 exons. The record is from RefSeq and is a predicted model, not a curated record. Bases 1 to 1122 code for a protein of 373 amino acids.